Phytophthora infestans T30-4 is the source of this 936-nucleotide messenger RNA. RefSeq names its product 26S proteasome non-ATPase regulatory subunit 14, putative. Gene Ontology annotation, biological process: protein deubiquitination; proteasome-mediated ubiquitin-dependent protein catabolic process. Gene Ontology annotation, cellular component: proteasome regulatory particle, lid subcomplex. NCBI's taxonomy places the organism in Eukaryota, Oomycota, Peronosporomycetes, Peronosporales, Peronosporaceae. The transcript is spliced from 3 exons. The record is from RefSeq and is a predicted model, not a curated record. Bases 1 to 936 code for a protein of 311 amino acids. Gene Ontology annotation, molecular function: protein binding; proteasome binding; metallopeptidase activity.
AUGGACCGACUGCAACGUCUCUUUGGCAACCUUCCUGGACUUCCGGGCCAAGGCGGACCUGGUGCUGAUGGACCUUUGGUCGACACAGCUGAGAAGGUGCACAUUUCGUCGCUAGCGCUGCUUAAGAUGCUGAAGCACGGCCGUGCCGGUGUCCCAAUGGAGGUGAUGGGUCUCAUGCUGGGCGAGUUCGUGGACGACUUCACGGUCAACUGCAUCGACGUGUUCGCCAUGCCGCAGAGCGGAACGGGCGUGAGUGUGGAGGCCGUGGACCCAGUUUUUCAGAUGAAGAUGCUGGAGAUGCUUAAGCAGACAGGAAGAGCCGAGAUGGUCGUGGGAUGGUACCACUCGCACCCGGGCUUUGGUUGCUGGCUGUCGGGCGUGGAUAUCAACACGCAGCAGAGUUUCGAGGCGCUGAACCCACGCGCUGUAGCUGUGGUAGUGGACCCUAUUCAGAGUGUCAAGGGCAAAGUCGUAAUCGACGCCUUCCGCCUCAUCAACCCACAGCUUAUGAUGAUGGGACAGGAGCCGCGACAAACCACGUCAAACAUCGGCCACCUGAACAAACCGUCGAUCCAGGCGCUGAUCCACGGUCUCAACCGUCACUACUACUCGAUCGCAAUUGACUACCGCAAGAAUGAGCUCGAGGAGCAAAUGCUCAUGAAUUUACACAAGAAAACGUGGAGUGACGGACUCGUACUGACCAAGUUUGAGGACCACUCCAAGGAUAACGAGCAGACCGUAAAGAGUAUGCUGGCGCUUACGGACCAGUACAAUAAGCGAGUUCAGGAGGAGGAAGAGAAGACUCCCGAGGAGCUCGAGGUGCUGAAUGUCGGCAAACUGGACCCGAAGAAGCACCUGGAGAACGACGUGUACGACCUCAUGGCCCUCAACACAGUCCAGUGCCUCGGUGCAAUGCUUGACACUAUUGUGUUUUAG